CUGGGAAUAAGUUCAGACUUCAGACAAACGCGUCCUUGGAGUUUCCUGCAAGUCAUUGACGAAGUAUAUAUACUCGGUCGAAGAAAGAUCAAUCGAUAGAAGAAAAGAGAAGAAAUGGCGAAGACACGGUCGAUCGGCGUAGCCAUGGAUUACUCGGCAACGAGCAAACUAGCUCUGAGAUGGGCAAUCGAAAAUCUGAUAGACGAAGGCGAUCGAAUGACCAUAAUCCACGCCGUCUCUCCCAACUCGAAAGCUGACCCCACCAACAAGCAGCUCUUUCAAGACACCGGAUCUCCUUUGAUCCCUUUGUCAGAGUUCCGAGAGAUAGAUUUGGGGAAGAAGUAUGGUCUGGUCCCUGAUGCGGAGGUUCUGGAUAUCCUGGACACGGUGUCGAAGCAGAAGAAGGUGAUAGUGGUGGCGAAGGUGUACUGGGGGGAUCCAAGGGACACGAUUUGUGAUGCGGUGGAUCAUCUCAAGCUUGACUCUCUUGUGCUGGGCAGCAGAGGUUUAGGGGCCAUUAAGAGGGUGUUGCUUGGAAGUGUGAGCAACUACGUGGUGCAAAAUGCUACAUGUCCAGUCACGGUCGUGAAAGGAGGACCAUCCAAGCGCUAAGCUUUGCUUGUUCCCCGUGGCAGUGUAUAUGGCGUGUAAUUGCAUUGAUGACAAGAUGAUCGAAUAAUAAACCUUUUAUGUAUCUAUUUUCAAAUUCAAUAUUACGUUCCUACUCGAUUGUAUCUUUGAUAUUGAACUUUCUGACUAGUUUAUACGUAGUAUAUGUUUCAAUUAAGUGAUAUGUUACGCGGGUAUAUUUUAUUA
Messenger RNA from Cuscuta europaea, 816 nucleotides. The record is from the annotation of a GenBank genome assembly. NCBI's taxonomy places the organism in Eukaryota, Viridiplantae, Streptophyta, Magnoliopsida, Solanales, Convolvulaceae.